This is a messenger RNA of Danio aesculapii, 2737 nucleotides long. It is a transcript of the gene vezt, whose product is annotated as vezatin, adherens junctions transmembrane protein. The record is from RefSeq and is a predicted model, not a curated record. Bases 115 to 2463 code for a protein of 782 amino acids. Gene Ontology annotation, biological process: cell-cell adhesion. The transcript is spliced from 12 exons. Lineage: Eukaryota; Metazoa; Chordata; Actinopteri; Cypriniformes; Danionidae. Gene Ontology annotation, cellular component: plasma membrane. Gene Ontology annotation, molecular function: myosin binding.
UCAAGUCAUGGCGUGUCUCUGCGCAUUCAGCAGAAGCUGUUCAGAUCCCUCCUGUAAUUCAAAUCGACCACCAUCCCAGCAUGCGCAACUGAUGGACACAUAUGGCGGAGAGCAAUGACUGAGGAUUUUGAUGAAGAAGUUGUGUUCGAGAACUCUCCACUGUUCCAGUAUUUGCAGGAUUUAGGACACACAGAUUUUGAGGCAUGUACUCCCGUUUCUCAAGAGGAGGAGCCCGGCACUGGAGGAGAGGAGGCUCCGUUUCCUCAGGAUAUCCUCCAGUCCCGUACAAGUGGUGUUUGGAGGCUGGUUGAUGCUCUGCGGGGUCUGAAUCCUCUACGUCGAGAUGGCGCCACCCACUGGCAAGAGCAGCAGCUGGAUUCUGCUUUCCGCCAGUCCUCUUUGCGAUGUCUGUUGUCUCAGGACGUCUUGCUGCAGGAGGACGUGGAACUGAUAGAGCUGCUGGACCCCAGUGUUCUCUCACUGGGCUCUGCUGAUACUGUCUGUCCCAGUGCUGCUGUGCCUGCGCCGCGCUGCCUCUCCACACUCUCUAUAUGGGACGUGUCUGUUCUGGUUGGGCUGCUGUCUGUCCUGCUCGGCUUGUGUUUUUCGUCCUCUGACCUCGAGCCAUCUCUGUGGGUGUGUGUGUGUCUGCUGUGUGUUUUAAGUGUGUGUCGUGGUCUGUGUCUGUGGCGUAAAGCUGAUAUUCAGCGUCGUGUUCAGUCUCUGGCCGUCCAGCUGGAGGAUCUGGUGAAUAACAGCAGAUCCCUGACCAGCCUGUCUCGCAAAUCACUGCGCCUCAUCCAGGAGACAGAGGUCAUUUCAAGAGGAUUCACACUGGUGAGUGGCGCCUGUCCCUUUAACAGGGCGGGGCAGCUUCGCAGUCAGCAACUGAUUGGUCUACGGAAGGCGGCCUAUCAGAGUCUUCGCUGCGCGUUCAGAGCCUCUCGUCUGGCCACAUGCGUCAUGCUCAAAUCAUUCCCGCUGAAUUCGGAGAUUGAUAACGUCACCAACUAUGUGUCUACGGUGCCGAUCAGAGAGCUGGGGCUCGGUCUGGGGGUCGAGCAUCUUUCUGAUGAACAGGCACAAGAACUGACCAAUGAUUACAGUCUACCUGCACUUAAGAUGUUGUUUCAGCUGUGGGUUGGUCAGAGCUCUGAGUUUUUCCGCCGAUUGGCUCUACUGUUGUCUCCGGGCCGAGAGGAGCAGGACUCCAGGCCAUGUCCCGUCUCCUACAGCAGCGUCCCGCUCAUCACCGACUCUCUGCACCGCUCUCUGUCCUCCUGUCUGGCUGAUCUGCAGCGCAGCUAUGAUUUCCAUCGCUACUUUGAGACGCAGCACCAGCCGAUGGCAUCAGGGCGACAUAGACGAGCUCAGCAGAAGUGCAGAGAGCUCAAUUCACUGCACACGUCUGUCCGCAGCCUACAGCUCCACCUCAAAACACUGCUCAACGAGGUGAUCAUUCUGGAGGAUGAUCUGGAGAAGCUGAUGGUGGCUCGGGAGUCAGACGAGGUGACGUGUGCAGGUUAUCAGGAGCUGAAGGAGCGUCUGCAGUUGCUCCAGCCACACAUGCAGGCCAGCAGCUGCUGUUGGGACGACACCAUCACGCAGGUGGAGCAAAUGCUGCGCCGAGUCUCCAGCUGCCCAGAGGGCUCAGAUCAGCCAGAGGAAACAGCCAUCCCAGAUCCAUCUCCUUCUGCCCCCAUUACACACAUACAGGACAGAGACCCCAUCCCAGAGGAACAGGAGUUGGAGGCGUAUGUGUCGGACUCAGACUCUGAUACGGAGUGGAGAGGAGGAUCUGACAUGUUUUCUCCAUGUGAACUGGAGCGCCAGCGUCGAGAACGCGAAGAGUCCAGGCGUGUUUUACUGGAGCUCAAGUCCGUCCUGGGGAUACGAACGUCAGAUGGAGAGAGAGACAAACGCAAACUUUUGCUGUUCAGUGAUCAGGCUGCUCUUGCUCCAUUUGCCAAGGACUCUUCAGAAAACGACACAAACUCUUUAGAUCCCGAAAUUUCAUUGGACUCGACGACCGCCACAAUCAACCACGUCUCCCCACUUGACGAACAAAAUAAAAACACCUCACAAACUGAAAUUCUGAACGCACAAGAGGAAGAAAACCAACCAGUGACUGAAUUCACCUGCGGAGAUUCAGACUUGUCUGCAGCAGCUAAAGAUGCCGCUGAAGAAGCUCCACAGGAAACACAGCUCUUCCAGUCGGAUGGGCUCAUAGACGCCGGGCAUGACGGGAUACAUCCGCUUUCAGCCCGAGUGCCUACAGUAUCAGUGAUGGACAGGUUGACUGAACUGCACGGCACAGAAGCGAUCAGUUUUAGCUCUGCUUUGGCUGCUCAGGUAGCGGCACGUUCACAUACGUUCACAAACAUGCAGGAAUGCACAUAUGAGGACUCGGACGAGGAAGAGGAAGUGACAUCACAGCAGACCAGAGAAAGUGAGGACGACUGAAAAGGCAGGUUAUUUAUUCUCAUCUAUUCGGUUUGGUAUUUAAUGAGUUUGAUUUCAGGUCACAGACAUCAUUGGAUGUAGCUGGUGUGUGUUUUGUUGUUUUCAAGUGUGUUUAUUUGUGUGUUUGGGGAAGUUUGUUAAAGUUCUGCUCCUCAUGGCUGCCCUCAGGUACAGACUGACACAUGCUGGUAUACAAAAAUACAGAGCAACAACUAGAUGUAUUCUAACAUAAAAAUACUCAAAAGUGCCUGACACUAACUCAAAAGUACCUGUC